UGCAGGGAGGAGCGAAGGUUCUGGGCUUUUUAGGACUGAUAACGGUGACAACAAAUCCUCCGCUUUAGUGGGCGAAGAAGUCGUAGACAGUCGUGGGGUUCGCCGAUAGGGAUUUCAUCGAGGUGGCGGAGGAGAAGAGUAAAAGCUAGCUGGCUGGCUAUCUAGCGAACCUAGCGAUUGUAGCUAGCUAGCCAGGUAGCUGCAUUUCAGCUAACGUUAGCUAGCUCGCUGCCUGUCCAUCGUACAAGUAGCCUGCUAACUAGCCAGCUAGCUAACGUUAGCCAAGGACCUCUCGAAAUCGCCAGGUCGGUACCGUGCUGACGGCGCCCCUGUCCCUCCGUUACCAGCCUGCUACCUUGUGUGCGGGUCCCAAGAAUGAUAAAGAAUGAGUCAAAGAGAUACCCUGGUGCAUCUGUUUGCUGGAGGAUGUGGGGGCACGGUGGGUGCCAUUCUCACCUGCCCGCUGGAGGUGGUGAAGACCAGGCUGCAGUCGUCCUCCGUCACCCUCUACAUCUCUGAGGUGCAGCUCAGCACCGUCAACGGAGCCAGCGUGGCCCGAGUGUCGCCCGGCCCCCUGCACUGCCUCAAGUUAAUACUGGAAAAAGAAGGCCCUCGUUCUCUGUUCAGAGGGUUGGGGCCUAACCUGGUGGGUGUGGCUCCGUCCAGAGCGAUAUACUUCGCCGCUUACUCCACCGCUAAGGAGAAGCUGAACGGCGUAUUCGAACCCGACUCCACGCAGGUGCACAUGGUCUCCGCGGGGAUGGCAGGGUUCACCGCCAUCACAGCUACCAAUCCCAUCUGGCUGAUAAAGACACGCCUGCAGCUAGAUGCCAGGAACCGGGGGGAGAGGCGCAUGAGCGCUUUCGAGUGCGUGCGGCGGGUCUACCAGUCGGACGGGCUGCGGGGCUUCUACAGAGGCAUGUCGGCCUCCUACGCCGGCAUCUCAGAGACUGUCAUCCACUUCGUCAUUUACGAGAGCAUCAAGCGCAGACUGAUGGAGUCUAAGGCCUCGGCCAGCAUGGCCAACAUGGACGAGGAGGACGAGUCGGUGAAGGACGCCUCGGACUUUGUGGGCCUCAUGCUCGCCGCAGCCACGUCCAAGACCUGCGCCACCUCCAUCGCCUACCCCCACGAAGUCAUCCGCACCCGACUACGAGAGGAAGGCACCAAGUACCGCUCUUUCUUCCAGACUUUAUCCAUGGUUAUCAAGGAGGAGGGCUACCGAGCCCUUUACCGCGGUCUGACCACUCACCUGGUGAGGCAGAUCCCUAACACGGCAAUCAUGAUGUCCACCUACGAGCUGGUCGUCUACCUGUUGAACGGUUAACCCCCGCCCUGCACCACCACCCAGAGAGAGAGAGAGAGAUGGGGAGAUAGUCCCUGUGGGGGGACGUCCCGUCGGAGACCAAAAGUGACAGAGAGGACCUGGGAGGCCACAUUGCACCCCCACAUACUGGUGGGGCGCAGGAAUUGUUGCAUAAAAAAUGGAGUGUGGGGGGGGGGGUGCUCACAACUACACACACUGUCAAACAGGAAGUAGAACUUAAAAAGAAAAAAAAAAAAAAAGCAGACAGCCAAAAGUGUAAGAUUUGUCUGUCCAGUCCACACUUUAAAACUAACCCUUCUCCCUCUCUUUCUCUCUCUCACAUUCUCUCUCUCUCUCUUUUUGCCCUCUCACUCUUUCUCUCCCUUUCUGUCUCUCUCCUGAGAAAAAGCUGCUUAAGGACAAGUGUGUUUGAAGGAGUACACCAGACGGGGGAAUGCUUGAAAACAAGUACAGUUUCAUGAAAGAGAGAAUUGAGAGGAAUCUGUACACAUUUCACUUGAAUACAAGUCGGAAAUUCAUUUGAAGAACUCCCCCCCCCCCCUUCAGUUUUAAUACAGAGGCAUUUUGCGUUGUGACUUGCUUCUGGCAAUUGUUUUGGACCAUAUUAAAACACGUACAUUUUGAGCAUGCAGUGUGUGCGAUAUGUUUGGAGAGUAGUGUAAAAAAAUUUGUGCAUUAUGGGGUGGUAGGGUAGGUGUGAAAGUCAGGUGGGUGGUGUUGGGCUCUGGUUUGAGGUACUCCUAGUACUUCCUGCAGCCACAGAGUUGACCAGUGGCAAAAAACACACGGUCCACACCUGUGUUGAACCAAACUUUUACUAGCACCAAGGACAUUUCUGACCGCAUUCAGAGCGCACAGAGAAUAAGAAAUUCGGUCUCCCCUUUUUUUUUUUUUUGCACUAUGUCA
Megalops cyprinoides (Indo-Pacific tarpon) is the source of this 2233-nucleotide messenger RNA. RefSeq names its product solute carrier family 25 member 36a (gene slc25a36a). The transcript is spliced from 7 exons. Gene Ontology annotation, biological process: pyrimidine nucleotide import into mitochondrion. Bases 386 to 1327 code for a protein of 313 amino acids. NCBI's taxonomy places the organism in Eukaryota, Metazoa, Chordata, Actinopteri, Elopiformes, Megalopidae. Gene Ontology annotation, molecular function: pyrimidine nucleotide transmembrane transporter activity. Gene Ontology annotation, cellular component: mitochondrion. The record is from RefSeq and is a predicted model, not a curated record.